Gossypium arboreum is the source of this 1374-nucleotide messenger RNA. RefSeq names its product importin subunit alpha-like. Gene Ontology annotation, molecular function: protein binding. The record is from RefSeq and is a predicted model, not a curated record. Lineage: Eukaryota; Viridiplantae; Streptophyta; Magnoliopsida; Malvales; Malvaceae. The transcript has 12 exons. Bases 1 to 1374 code for a protein of 457 amino acids.
AUGGAGGCUUUUUUUUUGCGAUUUUUGGCCACCGGGCAUGGCGGAGGUCGUUGUUGGCGACCGGUGGCCACCGUGGAUCUCGCUGGGAUAAAGUUGCAUCGGGAAAGUUCCCAUCCUUCUCACCCCCUCCCAUGGAAGAAAGCUUUGUUUGGGGAGCAGAAUGAAGGGAGUAAUGCCAUCUGCACUCUGGGUUUGUUUCGACCUAUCAUCCACCCUCACCAAAUAUAUGAAGUAACUGAAGAGUUAAAAGGAGAAAAUUAUUGCAGCGGUUGUCGUCUGGUAAAGGAUAACAUACAGAUUACGAAGAACAAUCACGAAGAGAGUUUCCGGAAAGAGUUUUACCUUGUCAUCAUCUUCGUGAAUUAUUUGCAUGAUAUGUUGAUUGGUUCUGCUUCUGACUUGAUUGAGCAUUGGGCUGUUCUUAUGAUGUUCCACUCCUUGACUGCAGCUGGAAAAUUUGGUUGCCAGACCAGACCACCUAUUGAGGAAGUGAGUCAAGCUGGAGUGGUUCCUCGCUUUGUUGAGUUACUUGGUUCUCCAAGUGAUUAUGUUCGUGAGCAGGCUGUCCUGGCAUUGGGAAAUAUUGCUGCUGUUUCUCUUAGAUGUCGUGAUCUUGUUCUUGGCCAUGGUGCUUUGCUUCCUUUGUUGGCUCUGUUGAAUGAACUUGUUUCACGUUCUAUGCUGAGAAAUGCUACAUGGACACUGUCAAGGUUUUGUAAGCCCCCCUUUGAUCAGGUUAAGCUUGUACUCCCUACAUUAGCCCGUCUUAUUCAUUCAAAAGAUGAAGUCAUCUUAGCUAAAGCAUGUUGGGCACUAUCAUAUCUUUCUGAUGGCACAAAUGACAAAAUCCAAGCUGUUAUUGAAUCAGGUGUACUUGGGCGUCUGGUGGAGCUUUUAAUGCACCCUUCUCCUUCGGUGAUAUCUCCUGCUCUUUACACAGUUAAACGUAUUGUUAUUGGAGAUGAUGUGCAAAUUCAGGCUACAAUUGAAGCUAAUAUUAUUUCUCCUUUAGUUCAUUUGCUUCAAAAUGCUGAAUUUGAUAUUAAGAAACAAGCUGCACAAGCCAUCUCAAAUGCUACAUCUGGUGGGACUCAUGAUCAGAUCAGAUUCCUUGUAAGUCAAGGUUGCAUCAAGCCAUUGUAUGAUCUUCUUUGUUACUUCGAUCUAGAGGUUGUUACAAUUUGCUUUCAGGGGCUAGAAAAUAUUCUCAAGGUAGAAGAAGCUGAUAAAAAUAUGGGCAUUACUGGAGGAGUGAAUCUCUAUGCACAAAUGAUAGAUGCUGCAGAAGGUCGAGAGAAAAUAGAGUAUUUACAUUAUCAUGACAACACUGAGAUUUAUAAAAAGGCUGUGGAAGUUCUCGAGACAUAUUGGUAG